AUGCACAUGUUUGUUCUGAGGUUUUUGAACACUUACAUAUUCUUAGACAAUUUAUAGUCUUCCUAGUUACAGCCUUGGAACAUACUCUGAAACAUAAAAACCUGCGAAAGAAUUGUUCAUAUAAUGAAGUUAACAUUUAAGAUAUUGGAUGAGCAUUAAACCAACACUGUCUUUUGGGCAAACAGAGGUUUCAGUCUUUUCAAAGUAAACUUUAAGUUGUUGGGGGGGUUUUGUUUUGCUUUGUAUUUUAAAUAAAACGUAUAGAGACAGGAGGAUAUUCAAAUAUUCUUGCUAGAAGUAUAUUCCGAAAUGAGUGUUUAACCAAAGUUGUACUGCCUAUGUAAAAAGUUGGGAUUUCAUACUGCAAACCACCUCUUUUAACAGAACCUUACUGAAGAAUUCAUAGGAAAAAGAGGGAGCAGUUCUCUGAAGAUAGAGCAGAUAGCUUUGUUAUUGUGCUUUGUCCUAGGAAGUAAAAGCCAUGAGUUACUUUUCUUUAACGGUGAGUGAUAUGACAAUUAAGUUGUAUUAGCUUCUUAUUUUAAUCACACUUUGUUCAAUAAUUAAUCAUAUUGACGAAUUUUUCCUUGUCAUGAAGUUCAGAACAGCAAUACGUCUGCCUUCUUUCACUGUCUGGUUGAGGUCUUGAUCGUCUUUAAGGGAGAAUGGAGAAUUCAGAUGAUGGAAAAGUGAAAUUUUCUUGUUAAAAGUUAGAGUAAAAAAAAAUCGGCAGGAAUUGUACAGAUCCUAAUAAAACUUUGGAAGGAGCAUAUGGAAUAUUCAACACUUUUUUUUUUUUCUGUGGCUGAUAUACUAGCAUUCAGUCAAUUUCUUUGCAUAUCAGAAUCAGAUGCAGUAUACCACUCCCCCUUGCUCCCAAAGAAAACUCCACCCACCUCCAAAAAUCUGUUAUUUGAACAACUUAAAAUCCUGUUACCUAGCAUUUUUUCCUCAAUCUUAUACAUUCUUCCUCUCCUUUUGAGGCUCCUCUGUGAUAAAGUGGUAUAUAGAAGCCACACUGCCCUGCUGCUGAACCUAGUGCAAGUUACAUUGGUACCAACUUUUUCUAAUUCAGAGCUGGAAUCUGUGUGUGAAGUAAGAGAAGAGAUUUUAGCCAGAGUGCCUUGGUCAUUUACAGUUCAGGCUACUGUAGCAUAUUGCCUUGGACUAUCCUAAAAGCUGCUUAGCAGAGUUUAUUUGAUAGAUGUUGUGCAUCUGCCUGUAAAGCUUUCCUAUUGUAACUAUUAGUAGUAUAAUACAAGGUUGUCUUUUUUUCUUUUUCUUUUUUUUUCUUUGGAAAGUGAACAUAUUUGCUAUAUUUUGGUUUUUAUUUCUUGUCCUUAUUUACUGAUUUUUAGUAGUCUUUCUGCUGUGUCAGCAGUGACUUCUCACUCUGGUAUCCUGGAAACCGUAGCUACCUUUAGUCAGGUUACUUGGGAUGACAUACGACAGAAGAUAAGUUGAAGCAGCUGAUCCCUCAAAAUAGAAGUUAAAGGUGUACAGAAACUGCUUGAAAAGUAGAUCGUUCUUACAUUGUGAUUUCGCACAUAGACAGGCUGGUUUCCUUAUUGCCAAAAGGAGGAAGGCUUGCUCCCCCAACUUGGACUGAAUAAUCCUGCUGCCUCCUGCAUGCCAGCUCUGGCACUUGUCAGACUUUGCCAUGUGUUGACUUAUCAAGAGAAAAUUUUCCAUCUUUUUGCUGGAGUUUUGUUAUGUUUCAGUGAGUUAAAUGAGCUCACAGAAGGAUCAAACAAGUGCCAGAGCCAGCAAAAGGUAGACACCAGAGGCAUGAAUUCAGAAGCAGGCACCCUCCUGUGUUUAUGGCAGUGAGUGAGUCAGUCAUUAAAUCAGCUUGCUGCCUCUUGAGGAAUCGUAGCCUAAAAGCUUAUUUAGCCAUGUUCUGAAUGAGUGGGCGACUCUGAAAGAGUUUCUGACAGGCUGUGUAGAAGAGAAAGGAGGCUUACAUUAUGCAGAAGCCUGUUUCAGGUGUCACUUAUUUAUAUAAGAUGGCCUGGACACUCACUAUCAGAGGUGUUUUGAACAGUUUGAAAUAAUUUUAUCAAGGACUUCAUCCAUGAUAUUUCCAUUCUUUAAAUGUAAGGAAGAAGUUUAAUACUGUUGUAUAGAUAUUUAACAUCACUGUUUUAAACAAUGAAAAUAUUUGUUGGUGCUCUUUAUGUAUUUUAUGAAAUGGGGAUGAUAAUAGUUCUGUAAAUGGGUGUGUGUAUCUGUUAAAAUUGACUCUGUUGUUUCAAAGAGAAAGGCCAGUUUGUGGUUAAAAUUUGUAUGUAUGAAGAGGACAUACACUCCAGAAUGAAGUGUUUUGGGUCAUGAUGCAACUGCCAGACUUUGAGUAAAUCAUUUAAAAUUUCUGUUUCAAUUUCAUGUGGAUGAAGUAUGAGUAGCUUGUCUCAAGUAUUGUAAAGACGAAUUUAAUUAUGAAUAUCAGGUACUCAAAUAGUACAGAUAUGGGCUUACUGAAGAAAAUUCAAUAAGUAAUUUUGUUAAAGAGCAUCUUUAUUAGACAUUUAUAUGUAGAUAUUUAUACAUAUUUAUUAAAUCAACCCAUUGAGUAACCCCAGGUCAAGAUUUCCAAAGCAUCUAGGCAAUUUAAAUAUAUAUUCUUUGCCAGUUUAGUGGAAAGUGUACCAAAUCACUAAGAUCCAUAUAAAUGUCUCCAGCUGGGUGUUAAUAGCUGUAUAAUUGCAUAAAGAUUGCAUGUGGUCAGCAGCUGAUAAAAUCUGUGGUUGUCUCAGAUGAUGUUCAGUGGCUCCUAUAUUGAUUGGAAGGCAAACAGGAAGGUAAAGGGUUUCCUUAAUGGUAUACCCUGGUGUAAUAGAGAGCUCUUGGAAAUAAGUUUUAGAACUAUAAAAAUGCAAUGCUUAAAUUCAAACUAUUUUUAAUGAGGAAGCAGCCUCCAGCAAAACUGUAGGGAGAAAAACUAGUGAAAAUACAGGAGCCAGAAUGCUGUCCAUCUUUAGGGACUUUGGCUUUUUCACACUGUUUUAAUGUGUGAUUACUGUCCUUUGUUUUUGGAAAUCUGUCAAUGUAAAUUACAGUCCUGUCUGAAAAUUGUUAACGAAGUAAUACCUGCAAUUAUUCUAACUGUGAAAAUUAGCAGAGGGCUGUUGGGUUGUUUUGAUGGGUUUGAUUUUUUUUAUUUUACAGAGCAUUUUAUAGUUGGUUUCUCUUUCUUUUGUAUAAUGGAUUGUUUUAGUUGUUUGCUUGCUUUCUUACAGUAAUGGAGGAGAGAAAAAUACUUCAAAAAUGAGUAAGCGUGGUUGUAAAACCACAUAAAUAUGCUGAUAGAGUCAGGGCUACUUGCAAUGAUGAAAUUAUUUUUCAUUUUUUUAAUUGACUAGAUUUGAAGCCGAUGUUCCUUUUUUUUUUUUUUUUUUUUUAACAAAUCCUAUGUAAUGACUAAAUCAUAAAAUAUGCACCCAUCCACUCCUAAGAGCAUGUAAAGAUAAUUUACAAAAUAGAUCUAAGAUGGUAAAAUCUUACUUUUUCAGAAAGUUAGUUAAUAAUUUCAGUUUAAAUAUAUUUGCUAAAGUAACUAUACUUUCACUUAGAGCUUCAAACCAAAUCAGGUUCUGAUCUGACAAAAUUUAAUGCCAUAAUUUCAGAGCUUGUGAUUCGGCAGCAAAUGUUUUUCAAGGAAGUCUUCUGGGUUCAAGUCAGAAAAGUUUGGAAGGUGUUUAUUCUGAUUCAACCUAAUCUGUAAUAAGGGAGGAGAUUUAAAUUGCACGCAAACUGAAAGAGAGCAAGGUUUGGUUUACAGUUUGAUAGAAGGCCUGGAGUUCACUAUUUUUACAGGAUAACAACAAUAGCAGUAUUUUAAGGUACUAAAAGGAUUUCGCUUUUGAAUAUUUAAGACAUCAUAUCUGACCUUAAUCUUGCUGCUGUCAAUAGUUUGUAGAUCGUAAAUUUGUAUUCCCAUGGUAUUUUGUUUCAUCUGAAACUUUCUUCUGUUAGGAAAAUAACCAGUGUGAAAUAUAAAUAAUAAUAAAUCCUCAGUGGUAGUGCCUGUUUUUCAUUCUAAUGUGUUAGGAUGGCCUACCAAGGACAUUUAUUAUGACUAUUCUGUUGACUAAAGAACUGAAGGAGAAUACAAAUUUAGAAGCGGUUGUAUGUACAGUUGACAGCUAAGGAAUAUAUAAAGAACUUUAUACUUUGAAUUUCAAUCAGCGGAAAAAGAGAUUUACUGUAGAAAGUAUGCUGAAAGAUGAAAAAAAUACAUAUGCACAUUUUGGGGAAGACAAGAAAUUCUUGUGCAUGAAGAGGCAGUAGGACAUUGAAAAGAUCACACUUGAUAUUUUUAAAUGUGGUCUGUAUCUCCAUAGGCUAGUUACUCUACAGGUAAUUCUGUCACUGAGGUCAACUAACGUGGAACAAACCCUCUGCAUGCUCUAGUCUUCAAAACAGAGCAUGCAGACUGCUUCCUAGGAAUGUGUUCCAGCCCAUAAUAACUUCCCACGCAUAUAGAGGAACUGCUGGGGGUGGAGGGAGAGGGGUGCUAUUUGACAUAUUCCAAAAGUAUGUCAGAUACUAUUUCACAAACCUAAUACUAUGAAUGAGCAGAUUCCUGUGUCCAGGAAAAUUCUCUAGUAGUGUUUCAUUUAUAAAAUACUUGAAGUCAUAGAGUGUUGGAAGCGGAAAAAUUUGGAGAAAUGCCCCUAGGAUAACAUAAGGACAUGAGAAAGACUGGAGAAAUUUAAGGGGUUACUGUUGGCAGAUUUGACUCAUAUGUUAAGAUUUACAGAAAUAAUUUAUAACUUUAUCCAUAGUGCAAGCAUAUACAGACAAGUGAUGGGAACAGUGCAAAGGAGGAAGUUUGGCCACUUCAUGACUUGCUUAUGGCCAUAUGUCAGAACUGUAGUCCCUGCUUUUAGGUAGUGUGUUGAAGCUGAUUUAUUCACCUGGACUUCAGUAGCAGGCAAAGUACAACCCUAGAGAAUGAGCUCAUUCAUUUGUGUGCGUGUGUUUCUUUGCCAAGCUCCACUUGAAAGGAGAGCAUUACAGCUCUGAAGUUUAUUGCUGCAGAAAGACUGACACACAAGGAAGAUGCUGUUGAAGAGUUCAGCGGGAUUUAUUGUGCUGGUGCUCUCUCAUUGUACUGUGUCAGUGAGCACCAAAGAAGCAGUGGUCUUGGCUAAUGCUCACCUUCUCCCCCAAAGAGGCUAUGAGAGAUUGGCUAAUGUCAAUGACAAAGACUAUCCAAGGGAUUGUUUUGAGAUUUUUCAGCGCUCCCCAGGAAAUUCCAAAGAUGGUCUUCACAUCAUCCAACCAAAGGAAGAUCCAAUUGUUGUCUAUUGUAAUAUGCAGGAUGGUGGCUGGACAGUGAUCCAGCACAUUACAGCCAAUAGUACUGUCGACUUCGACAGGACCUGGCAGGAUUACAAGUAUGGAUUUGGUUCUGUUCAACACAACUACUGGUUAGGAAAUGAAUAUAUGCAUCAAUUAACUAGCAGCUCCACGCAGUAUAUACUUGGAGUCAAGCUUGUUGACCUAAAUGCUAAAAUCAAAUGGGGACAGUACGAACCAUUCCUUAUUGAAGAUGAAGAGUCUCAAUACCGAAUAAGGGUUGGUCUAUACAAAGGCAAUGCCACUGAUGCUCUGACCCUGGACACAGAAGCUUAUCUCCAUGAUAACCAGAAGUUCACCACCAAGGACAGAGACAACGAUAAUUACUUUCAGAACUGCGCUAAAUUAGAAUUCAAUGGCAUUCCAGGGGGAGGCUGGUGGUAUGAUGCAUGCGCUGGCGCAAAUCUGAACCACAGGAAUGUGAUAUACUGGCAGAAGGACUGCAACAAGAUACGUAUGUGCAAGUUUGCAUGGAUGAUGAUCAAACCCAUUGACAGUGGCCUGUCGUAUACAACCAAGUCUCGUCCAUGUCAGAAAGAUGAACUGUAGAUAAACCAUGUGUAUUUUGAAGGGAACAUAGUAAAUGAAAUUUCUAGAA
Dromaius novaehollandiae (emu) is the source of this 5962-nucleotide messenger RNA. RefSeq names its product fibrinogen-like protein 1-like protein. Lineage: Eukaryota; Metazoa; Chordata; Aves; Casuariiformes; Dromaiidae. The record is from RefSeq and is a predicted model, not a curated record. The coding region runs from base 5065 to 5913 and encodes 282 amino acids. The transcript is spliced from 4 exons.